Molecule: messenger RNA, 1011 nt
Organism: Gadus macrocephalus (Pacific cod)
Lineage: Eukaryota; Metazoa; Chordata; Actinopteri; Gadiformes; Gadidae
Product: C-C motif chemokine 4-like
Exons: 4
Coding region: 115-468 (117 amino acids)
Biological process (GO): positive regulation of ERK1 and ERK2 cascade; lymphocyte chemotaxis; inflammatory response
Cellular component (GO): extracellular region
Molecular function (GO): chemokine activity; CCR chemokine receptor binding
Source: RefSeq, a predicted model, not a curated record
UGAGAGAGGGCAGUCCACUGGUCUAACGGUAGAAGAGCAUUAACACCUGAUCUUCUCUGUCGUCUUCCUGUCUAUCUCUUGAUCGUUAAACGCAGCCAAUCAGAACCAGUGAAGAUGACGACCUGUGGCACCGUGACGAAGAGCCUGCUGCUGCUGGCUGUGGUGGUCGCUCUGACCGGACAAGGAUCUGCAGCAGUUGAGAAGUUCUCUGAUUGCUGCACCAAGGUGAGCAGAGAGAAGAUCCCUGAAACCAUCGUGGGCUUCAUUGUGCAAAAGAGAAACAAUCACUGUGUCAAUGCCAUCAUUUUCCAAACGGAGAGUGGUGGUUUGUACUGCUGCAGAUAUAAUGAGCCCUGGGUGAUGAGGAAGGUCAUGCAGCUUAGGGGGCCAAAAAAAGCAGCAUUGGCCUCCACCCGCUCCCUCCUGAAGCUCAUCACCUCCAGCUCCUCUCCUCCACCAUUGGAGUGAACCACCGGAACGUCCUCAACGCAUUAUACCGUCCAAUAGAAAAGCUUCUUACACAGCGUCGGCCAAUGAGCUCCAAGAUGGCAGACCAGACACUUUUGAAGAGGGAAACAAUGAACGGCUCGAUUUUUUUUUCAAAUUAAUUUAGAGUACACCAGGUAUACUAGCAUUUUUGCAGAAGUGCAUAAGGGCCACAUGUCAUUUUUUUUUUAUGACUUCUAAGUCUGAAGUCAGAACUCAAGCAAAAGAAUCACAUGUCGCCCUAAUCCUCUUCUCUACAUUGUCAACCCGUUAUAGGUUAUUUAUUCAAUUAUAAUAAUAUAGCACAACAUUUAAACGUAUUUUCAAAAGAGAGUCCUAUUUAUAAAUUGUAUUUAUCAAUGUUAGCGCAUUAUGUUACAAUGUUGAAUCGUUGUUUAUCUAUAAGUUCACGGGAUUUGAUGAAGGUUCUAGCUAUUUAUUAAUUUAUACGUUUUAGCAUUUUAAUGUUCAAAAGUAUUUUGUUUGUUUGAAUAUAAAUAAAAGAUGUCUUAUUCUAUAACCUGA